Molecule: messenger RNA, 2048 nt
Organism: Salvia hispanica
Lineage: Eukaryota; Viridiplantae; Streptophyta; Magnoliopsida; Lamiales; Lamiaceae
Source: RefSeq, a predicted model, not a curated record
GUGAGCUGUUCUUAUUGCACCAUUGAGAUUCAGUCAUGGAGAAGAAGGUUAUCGACUGGGUCAACCACGAACAUCCUUUGAUUCUCACUGAAAAUGUGAGUACAGGCAAGACUUCAAAUUGUUACGGGUGUGGUAUUCCCGUAAUUGAUUUGGAAGUGGCAUAUGUUUGCACGGUGCAAAAUUGUUCGGAUAGGAUUAUCCUCCACAAGAAAUGUGGAGAAUUACCUAGUCAAAUUUUGCACCCUAAACAUCCUCAACAUCCCCUUCAUCUAUUUGAUUACCACAAGUUUUUCGGUUCCUGGUGUGAUGUUUGUUUGUGUUAUAUUGAUGAGGGGCUUGGGUACCGAUGUUUAAGUUGUGAUUUCCAAGUCGACUUAAGAUGCGAAAAAAUACGUGUUGAUGAUAGAUUAGAGGGGAAAAUACAAGUAGAACACCCAAGUCACCCUGAUCACCCUUUGACACUAAUAAGAAAGGCCUCAUUUUCAUUUUAUUGUAAUGGUUGUGGCGUUAAAGACGUGGACAUGGCCUAUAUAUGCUCAACGUGUGAAUUUAUGGUACACAAAACUUGUGCGUCGUUGCCCAUCAUUCUCCCCAUAAAUCUCCGAUACCACCACCACCAUCUUUCUCUUGCCUUUAGUUUUCCCAUGGAUCAUCACAGAUACAUACGCGAUUGUGAUGUCUGUUAUAAACUAUUAGACAAAACCUGCUGGGUGUAUUUUUGUGGUGAUUGCAGAUUCUUUGCGCAUAUCAAGUGUGUUGCACCCACGAAUGCCGAGACAGCAGAGCAAGACUCAAAUUCAGACGGUGAUGAUAAUGACGGUUUCGAUGUGAUUCGAUUCCCGCUACAUGCACAUGACAUAUCGAAGGAGUUAAUUGAACCUUUUGUGGUGAGAGAAAAAGGUCUUAACAACAUCCCGGAUGUAGCAGACAUGCCAGCAGAAGUGCAUAUGCCACAAACCACCGCAAGUUUUUCAUUUCUGUUCAACUAUCACAACCAUCCUUUGCGUUUGGUUUCGGAAUUGUCUAAGAAAGACGAUGAAGUUGAUCGCAACAAAAUGAUGGAUGAGAGAGAUGAAGAUGAUGAAUAUGAUGAGUUGAAGGUAUGUGAUGUGUGUGUCACACCCAUACUUUCUCCUCCAUAUUAUGAGUGCGCUCCUUGCAAAUAUUUUGUGCACUCCAUUUGCUACUUGCUUCCAAAAACAUUAUCUUCUUCUUCUUCUUCUCACUUGUAUGGUGAUUGCCCAAAAACGCAUGAUAAAAACCACAAACUCACACUCUACACAAGCUCAAGAUCUAUAGAUAUGGAUCCAGAGCUUUGUAGGUGUGAGGCUUGUAAUGAUAUCACAAACGGGAUGGUGUACGAGUGCGAAGGGUGCGAGAUGAAGAUAGAUGUCAAGUGCGCUUCUCUACCGAAAACUAUCAGACAUGCAUCUCACCCACAUCGCGCACCGCUAGUCUUGACUAGAAUACCACCAGCAGGAGAAGAAAAAGCUGGCAAACUGAAAUCUUGCUGUUGCUGUAGAUCUUUGAUGGACGACCGUAUUGCAUAUUGCUGCAGCAGCAAUGACUGCGACUUUGCGUUGGACUUGACAUGUGGUAUGCUGCCGGCGAGCAUAACGAUGUGUGAGUGGGACAAGUACCAUUCAUUGAUGAUGUUAUUUGAUGCCUCUCUCGACCAUCCCUCCGGCUUUGUUUGUGAUUUUUGUGAGGUUGAAUUGCAUCCAAAGGGGUGGAUGUAUCAUUGCCGCCAAUGCGAUGUUUCUUUCCACCUUUUUUGCCUCAACAAUGCAUCCGGUGGGUAUAGAAACAUCAAAUUUGGGCGCCGAUUUGUGUUGGACGGGAUUCACCCGAAUCACCCUCUCACAUUCAAUCACAUCACUAUCAAGAGAAGAUGCGACCUUUGUCAUGUGGUUCUGUAUGACUACUGUGGGUUAGAAUGUGCAUCAUGUUACUAUGUUGUGUGCGUAUAUUGUGCUAUGACAGAGUUAGCUAAAAUGAUGUAAUAUCAUUCAUACAUCUUUUAGAUUUCAUUUGUGAAUUUUGUGAGG